GCCCCAGACUUAUAUCCUUAAGUGGCUGUUUUGUGUCAGGAUGGAUCCCCAGCUCUUGUUGUCAAGCCGCCGGCUGCUGCUGCUGCUCAGCUCGGUCGCUGCCUUGUCUGUGGCCCGGAGCCCCGCGGCGGCUGCGGGCAGAAGCUGCGCCGACACCCGGCAGGUGUACUCGGAGAAGGGCUACAGCACCAACAACGCUCCGGUCACUCAGAUCUCCGGAGAGCACCUGCGACUCUGUCCUCAGGACUACACCUGCUGCUCCAGUCAGAUGGAGGAGACGCUGGGCCUCCAGAGUGAGAGGGACUUCCUCAAAGCGAUCGAGGAGAACAGUCAGUUCCUGCAGACCACCUUCACACAGAGACACCGCAGGUUUGAUGAAUUCUUCAGGGAGCUCAUCGACCUUUCAGAGAAGUCCAUGAACCAGAUGUUUACCAAGACCUACGGCCUGCUCUUCACUCAGAAUGCACACAUCUUUCAGGAGCUGUUUGUGGAGCUCCGCAGAUAUUACUCCGGAAGCAGCGUGAGCCUGGCUGAGGUCCUCUCGGAUUUCUGGUCCAGGCUGGUGGAGCGGGUCUUCUCUCUGGUCAACCCGCAGUACCAGUUCAGUGAAGACUAUCUGGAGUGUGUCAGCAAACACGCUGAACAGCUGCAGCCCUUUGGGGACGUGCCUCGCAAACUCAGAGUACAAGUUUCAAGAGCGUUCAUCGCAGCCAGAUCUCUGUCUCAGGGCUUGGCUACUGGGCGGGAUAUAGUAAACAAAGCAACAAAGCUGACUGCAGAUCCAGAGUGCGUGCGUGGCCUGAUGCGUCAGUGGUACUGCCCUCUGUGUCGAGGCAUGCCCUACCUGCAGCCGUGCCACCCCCUGUGCCUUAACGUGAUGAAGGGCUGCCUCGCCAACCAGGCUGACCUCGACACAGAAUGGAACAAUUUCAUUGAUGCUCUGUACCUGGUUUCAGAGAAGUUGGAGGGGCCGUUCAACGUGGAGCUCGCUGCUGAAUCCAUCGCUGUGAAAGUUUCAGAGGCCAUCAUGUACAUGCAGGAAAACAGUGUUAGCGUCUCCACUAAGGUGUUUCAAGGUUGUGGAGCCCCAAGGCCAUCUCCAGCACGGUCCAAACGCUCCCCUAAAGAGUCAGGAGGCAACCGGAGGCCCUUCCGCACCUACACACCCGAGGAGAAGCCCACCACGGCCGCAGGCACCAACCUGGACAGACUGGUCACUGAGCUCAAGGAGCGACUGCGGCCCAUGACUGGCUUCUGGGUGUCCCUCCCACAGACCAUCUGCAACGACGAGAAGCUAGCCGCCGACGUCACGAAUAGUGACCGCUGCUGGAACGGGCAGACCCGGGGGAGGUAUCUGCCAGACGUGACGGGUGACGGGCUGGUCAGUCAGAUCAACAAUCCUGAGGUGGAGGUGGAUAUCUCUCGUCCAGAUGUGAGGACUAGGCAGCUGAUCAUGGAGCUGAGAGUGGCGACCAACAAGCUGAAGCACGCUCUGAGUGGACAGGACAUGGACUUCAUGGACAGCGAGGAGGGCAGUGGCUCCGGGGGUGAAGACCAUGAAAGGUACAAUGAUGAUUGGCCAGAUUAUGGGCCUUAUUCUCCACCGCACAGUAAACCCCCACAGAACCCCCCACCCGGCGCUGGAAAGUCUCCUCGAGGUCGAGACAAGAACGGGCCCAAGUGGAACCGAAACAACAGCAACACCCGGGUUCCCUCUGCAGCCAGUUUGCUCUCCUUUCCUCUAGUUCUGCUUUCUUUGCCUUUCGUGGUUGCUGUUGCCCCCAUGUGGAGAUAGCUGGUUAUUACAAAGGAAAAUGAAAUAGGAGCAACAGAGAUACGCUGUAUUCUAUUUUGGUACACCAGCAGGAAGAAUACGAAAUAAAAACAUGAAUAAAAAUAA
Oryzias melastigma (Indian medaka) is the source of this 1900-nucleotide messenger RNA. It is a transcript of the gene gpc2, whose product is annotated as glypican 2. Gene Ontology annotation, cellular component: extracellular region; cell surface; plasma membrane. The record is from RefSeq and is a predicted model, not a curated record. Gene Ontology annotation, biological process: regulation of signal transduction; regulation of protein localization to membrane; cell migration. Lineage: Eukaryota; Metazoa; Chordata; Actinopteri; Beloniformes; Adrianichthyidae.